CACAACCCAUACCAAACAAACAAACCACUAAGCCCUCCCUAAUCAGAAUCAUGGAAGCUGUAAAGCUCAUCUCCUCGCUCUCAUUCCUCCUCCUCCUCCUUCCCCUCCUCUUUUCUUCGGCCCUAGCAGACCAAAACCGCUCGCCGUUCGAGUUCAUCAAUGGCCUCAAGGGAUGCCACAAGGGCAACAAGACCAAAGGCAUCCUCGAGCUGAAGCACUACAUGGAGAAGUUCGGUUACUUGCACUACAACCACUCCAGCCUCCACGCCAAUGAUGAGGAGUUCGACAACCUCCUCGAGGAAGCCGUUAAGACAUACCAGCAGAACUACCAUAUGAAGGCCACCGGGACCCUCGAUUCCGAGACGGUUUCCCAGAUGACAAAGCCCCGCUGCGGUGUCCCUGAUAUCAUCAAUGGCACCAAUUCGAUGCGUCCCGGGAGGAAGGGGAACCACCACCGACCAGGGUCCCUCCACACGGUUGGACACUAUAGUUUCUUCCCGAAUAGACCGAGGUGGCCGAGCAACAAGUACCGCCUCACCUAUGGCUUCUUAUCCGGGACACCAAACGAAGCGAUUGGCCCGGUGGCACGGGCCUUCCAGAAGUGGGCCUCUGCCACGCACUUCACAUUUACUCAGGUCCAAGACUACCAAUCCGCCGAUCUCCAGAUCGCGUUCGAACGCAGGGACCACGGGGACGGCGCGCCAUUCGAUGGGCCGGGUGGGACCAUAGCCCAUGCAUUCGCCCCCACCAGGGGGUGGUUCCACUACGAUAAGGACGAGCGAUUCUCCGUGGGACCGACUCCUGGGGCAUUCCACUUGGAGACAGUGGCACUGCAUGAAAUCGGGCACCUCCUCGGGCUAGGGCACAGCCAGGUUCCGGGUGCAAUCAUGUUCCCAAGUAUAAGUCCGGGGGUUUCUAAGGGUUUGCAUGACGAUGAUAUCCAAGGAAUUAAUGCUUUAUACCAAUAAGUGAGACUUGCAUGGUCUCUUAUCUUACACACCACACAUACACACACAGAGAUAUAAUAGGAGUACCCGCCGGAAUAAAUAAGGAGUUGCUUGUUUGUUCGAGUUAAAGGUGAAAUAUUGCCAUCCUCAGCGCAGAGGUCCCGAGUUUGAUCUCGUUAAUGGGACUUUUCAUGUGCUUUUAUUCUCUCUCUUUUUUUUUUUCUUUUUUGUAUUAGGCCUAUGGCCUCUCUAGAAAAUAUAUGAAAUAAUAAAUUUGAGUGGUUCAGAAAACUGUUUAA
This is a messenger RNA of Punica granatum (pomegranate), 1246 nucleotides long. The record is from RefSeq and is a predicted model, not a curated record. NCBI's taxonomy places the organism in Eukaryota, Viridiplantae, Streptophyta, Magnoliopsida, Myrtales, Lythraceae.